Molecule: messenger RNA, 1815 nt
Organism: Asterias rubens (European starfish)
Lineage: Eukaryota; Metazoa; Echinodermata; Asteroidea; Forcipulatida; Asteriidae
Exons: 9
Coding region: 1-1401 (466 amino acids)
Source: RefSeq, a predicted model, not a curated record
AUGCCCUUCCUCCCACCAGGGAAGAAGUUUGCCGGAGACACUCAAUACAGGGAUGAGUUCGGUAAACGAAAACCUAAGAUCUUCCAGCAGGCUGGCCUCAGACCGUCGUCUGCGUUUAGGAGGAACAACCCGCAUCCAAACUCGGAUUUCCUGAUGCCGAAGAACCUCGUUGAACAAGACAAGGAGCAGAUUCUAAGAAACAAGGUGCAGAAUGCCGUGCAUACCUACAUGGAUAAGAUGAUUCGGAGCGGCAGGGAUCCGAUGAAACAGCGAUCGAUCACACCCAAUAAUGGCAGAUACAACAGAGCUCCCAAGGUUGACCUCUUAGAGGGUUUUGUCAAGCCCACUUUAGUCAAGCUAGACAAAGUCAGGAAAGAGGAUCAUAAACAGCUAAAGCGUGAACGUGGGAACAGCUACAAGGAGGCCGCUAAGACGUACCAUGAGGUUCCGGAGCAGGAAGAUGAGCAAGAAAUCAUAGUCAGGAUACCAGCCAAAUUACAAAACUCAUCCAAGUCCAUUCGCUUUAGAGUGGUUCAUAAACCCGAUGCGCCUCCAGACCAAUGGGUUGCCAAUACAGGUAACGUCCCCGGACUUGCCGGUCUAAAGAGAGCCCACACCCCGCCCACUCCAACCGUAGGAGCUGCUCGCAAACACGUCCUGCAUCGCCGGAGUAAGUCCGCACCGCUCCUUGAUAAGGUGAGUGUCCAAGCCAACACUUACCGAUUGGCGGACAGUGAAGACGACUCGAAUGCAGAUGAUUGGGAAGAUGUUGAAGGGUCGAGUGAAACCGAUAUACGGGGGAUGGUUAAGCUUCAGCGUCCCAAGACAGCAGGGCCUGUUCUAACCCAGAAGAUGAUGGUCCAUCCUCGAAUGAAAUCAUGGAUGGAAGGAGCAACAGAUUAUGAAAAAGAGGUAGCAUUCCAUAUGCUCAAGACUCUCAAUGGGGGCGAAAAACCACAAACUCCCGAGGAGUUGCGACCUAGGAGCCGCCCAAGUCCGAAGCAGCAGAAUGGUCAUAAAGCAAACAGAAUACCAUCGGCAACUCAUGUUUACGUACCACCAUCCCCAGCACCAAAGAAGCCCAUUCCCGAACGGGAAGGGAAGAUGGACGCCACUGCCAAGGAGUGGAUGCGGCAGGUGGAGCAGAAGAUUGAACGAUCUGAGGCACCAUUGCCAAGAAACUACACCCAGAAAAUCGAACUGCGCCCCCCGGUGCGUCGGCAGCCGAUCUCCAAGUCACUGGGCGACUACACCCACGAGAAUAGCUUCUUCAGAUGGUCACAGCCCUCCUAUAGACGCAGUUUCGUCAUCGCUCCUGAUUGGGUGUCAGAGACACUAACACGACGCAGAGCCCAAAAGGAGAACGCACCAAGCACUCAGCUUCGCUACGGUUCAUGUUGAUUUGCAUAAAUCUGCAUAUUGUGGGGUUCUGAUCGCUUCAGAGACACUGACACGACGCAGGCCCCGAAAGGAGAACUCAGCUACCAAUCAGCUUCGUAUACAGGUCAUGUUAAUUUGCAUAAAUCUGCAUAUUGUGGGUUUUGUUUUGUAUACGGAAUGGAGCUGUUCCUUUGUUGCAGCGAUGGGACUAGACCUUUGCUGCCGCCAUCUUCAUUUCUCCCAAUCACAUCAACGUCGCCAAACCGAGGCAGGACGGCAAACUAGUCUGAUUUUUUGUUUACAAUGAAUGUUAGCAUACAUUGUGUGUUUGGAUACAGGGAACAUGACCAAGAUGGUGGUACAAUUAUAAGGUCUACUAACUCUGAUUCAGACUGCCAUACGCAAUAACAAUCGGAGAGGUGGACACUACACAAC